CCUUUAUAAGUGCGGCCCGGUCGAGGCUUCGGUACUUUCUUCCAUCGAGCGUUGUCUUACACGUCCUUGGAACACAACAAGCAUGAAGGUUUUCGUAGCUCUUGCGGCAUUGCUGGCUGUGGCCAAUGGAUGCGGUCAGCAGGCCAUCCAACCACGUACCAUGGGCAUGACUCGCGUGGUCAACGGGGAGAACGCGGCUGCACACAGCUGGCCGUGGCAGGUGUCGCUGCAAACCUCCAGCACCUGGCACUACUGUGGCGGAGUUCUGAUCAGUGAUCAGUGGGUUCUGUCUGCCGCUCAUUGCUACCAAUCCGACUACUCGACACACAGCGUCAUCCUGGGUGAGCACGAUCGCAGCUCCGGCAGUGAGGACAUCCAGGUCAUCCCCAUCGAGCAGGAGAUUAUGCACGAGCGCUACAGCUCCAGGACCAUCGAGAAUGACAUCAUGUUGGUGAAGCUGUCCAGGCCCGCUGUCCUUGGUGAUCACGUGAGCGUGGCGUGCCUGCCGGAGCAGGGCGAGACUCACCACGACGUCGGCGGGACCUGCUAGAUCACCGGCUGGGGCCGCACCAGUGGAACCGCUGAUGGCGCAAUGGUCCUCCAGCAGGCCAACCUCCCCCUGAGGACCGACUCCCAGUGCGGCAGCUCCUGGGGCAGGAACUACGACUCCACCAGCAUGCUAUGUGCCGGACUCAACGGCUCCGGUGGAUGCAUGGGAGACUCUGGCGGCCCGUUCGUCUGUGAGAGGAACGGUGCGUACGACAUUGUUGGUCUAGUGUCCUGGGGCUCCAGCUCCUGCAGCACUUCCUACCCAACAGUCUUCGCCAAGGUGUCCGCCUACAGGGACUGGAUCGAGCAGAGGACCGGACUCACCUUCUGAUUGGUCCACUGA
Branchiostoma floridae (Florida lancelet) is the source of this 892-nucleotide messenger RNA. RefSeq names its product chymotrypsin A-like. Gene Ontology annotation, biological process: proteolysis. The coding region runs from base 83 to 550 and encodes 155 amino acids. Gene Ontology annotation, molecular function: serine-type endopeptidase activity. NCBI's taxonomy places the organism in Eukaryota, Metazoa, Chordata, Leptocardii, Amphioxiformes, Branchiostomatidae. The record is from RefSeq and is a predicted model, not a curated record. The transcript is spliced from 7 exons.